AUGAGAAACAGAUGCAACAACAAUACUGCUGAAAUUACUAUCUCUCAGGAUGAACCUGACUCUCUUAUGCAAGAAAUGAGGGAUUUGGUAAAAAAGAGAGACUUUGACGAGUUUGCAGUAAUGCAAGUCAGAGUCACUACUCAGCUUUUGAAUAAGUUACAAAGAAUAGAGGAAGAUAUGGAAGAGUUAAAUAAUAGACAAAAGUUAUUUCUCAAUAGCAUUAAAGAAAAUAUUGAAGAGGCUUUUGAUAGCUUCAAUAAGAUUAAUAAUAACGACAAUUCAUCAUCGUCUUCUUCAAGCUCUUCUUCACCGCCAAAAAUUUUGUAUACUGUGCUUACUAAAAAAAUGAGUAGCAUUCAUAGGCGUGCAAAAUUAAUUGAAGAAG
Molecule: messenger RNA, 385 nt
Organism: Paraglomus brasilianum
Lineage: Eukaryota; Fungi; Glomeromycota; Glomeromycetes; Paraglomerales; Paraglomeraceae
Source: the annotation of a GenBank genome assembly